AUGUCUCACCACUCACCUCAGUCCUCGGCUGGUGUUGGUCCUUCCUCAAGCCCCUUUGGCGGCACAGACCCUACCUUGUACUCCCCUGAGCUCGUCCGAGAUGCUCGCUCCGGCCAUCGCCGCAACAACAUCAGCCAGGUCACCGUCGUUGCCGCCGGCAAGCAGCCCGUCCGCGAUGUCGACGCCGUCUCCAGCAAGCACAAGAGCAUUCUUCCUCUCCCAGCUCCUUAUGUCGAGGGUGCUUUCGCCAAUGAGGUGUCCGAGGACGACAUGACCUACAUCUCUCGCUACCAGUUCGUCUCUCAGCUUCCCGAUGGCACCAACGCUGGCUUGGAAUCCGAGCAUGAGAUCUUCAACGUCCAGCAUCAGAUGAAGCUGUAUGCUUGCUUCUCCAACUGCGUGCCCUUCUACGCUCGUGGUGUCCACCUUCGCUAUGACAACCUCCACGACGCCGCUGAGGCCAAGGAAAUCCUCCAGCAGCACGAAUUCACCGUCCACUACAUUUCUGGCUACGAAUUCGCCGUCGCCAAGUCGCAGGAUACCGCUCAGCUCAACGAGUUCGAAGGCCAGAUCAAGCUCCCCAUCAUGAUCGAAGCCAACCCAGACUACGCCGUCUGGGAGUUCACCUCUGAGGAUCUUGCUGGACUCAUCAAGUCUGUUGAGAUCACCGCUGCUGUCUUCGGUGCCGUCCGCAACUGCAUCCAUGUCGAGACUGUUGAUACCAAGAUGGUCUUGGUAUUCCGUAUCGAGUAUCACUCCAUCGACGACGCCAAUCGUGCCGUUCAGUCCUUGGCUACUGAUCCGGUCUGGGGUAUGAGCAACGGCAAGACCUAUCAGUGGUGCACUGCCAACCCCUCUCACUGGGUUGGUGAGCGCGCAUUGAACUCACCCCACCGCACCAAGCCUCGCGUCGAUGAGGAGGGUCGCUUCGUUGGCUAUCGUCGCAUGCCUGACCGUUACUCUGGUGCCUCGUUCUAUCGUCAUCCUCACGACCAGCACAACCGUGUCCGCCGCGACCGUAUCCUUGAUGGCAGCGACGUUCGAACCACCGUCAUGCUUCGCAACAUUCCGAACAAGUUGGACUGGAUGUCCCUCAAGUCCAUACUCGACGACAUCUGCUUCGGUACUUACGACUUCAUGUACCUUCGUAUCGACUUCAAGUCUGGUUGCAAUGUUGGCUAUGCCUUCAUCAACUUCUCCGAUGUCCACGGCAUGAUCGCCCUCAUCGACCGUAUCGAGCGUCGUUGCUGGAUAGGCUUCCAUUCAACCAAGUCGGCAGAGAUCUCUUACGCCACCAUUCAGGGUCGUGAGGCUCUGGUCCAGAAGUUCCGCAACUCUUCUGUCAUGCAGGAGACGCCGUUUUGUCGUCCGCGCCUCUUCUUCACCUACGCCGACGCCGAGAUCAUGAGCCAGCUUCGCAACACCGGCACAGAGCAGGCUUUCCCUCGUCCCGACAAUCUGUCCAAGCUCCAGCGAUCCAUGGAUAGCGCUCGUAGCAUCGGCCUCUACCCUCCUCAUGGAUACUCUACCAUCACUGAGCACCGCAACCGCUCGAGCAUCUACGACCGAGGUACCCCUCGCGAUAUGCUGGAUGCCGCUAUGACUUACGCUCGUCAGCAUGCUGCUCCCUUUCCGUUUAGGGGCAUGACCGAUGACAAGAAGCGCGAGAUCGAGGUCUGGUACUCUUACACCUGUGGUCGUGGCCAGUGCGGAUACAUCCCCUUCGACUACAUCCCCAUGACCCACGUCGCUCAAUACUUUGUGGAGAAUCCUUUUCCGACUUCUCCACAGGUCCCCGGCGUCAUCGGCGGCAACAAGCAUAGCCCUUAUCCUGGCGACCUUGCGUCGGCUGGUGACACCUCUCCCACUCGGGGUCCUCGCGUGUCUCGCUCUGCUCGUCCCCGCUCUGCUCGCGGCUUCCACGACUUCAUGACCAACCCCUUCAUCUGA
Molecule: messenger RNA, 1950 nt
Organism: Cucurbitaria berberidis CBS 394.84
Lineage: Eukaryota; Fungi; Ascomycota; Dothideomycetes; Pleosporales; Cucurbitariaceae
Exons: 4
Coding region: 1-1950 (649 amino acids)
Molecular function (GO): RNA binding
Source: RefSeq, a predicted model, not a curated record